Molecule: messenger RNA, 1746 nt
Organism: Mytilus californianus (California mussel)
Lineage: Eukaryota; Metazoa; Mollusca; Bivalvia; Mytilida; Mytilidae
Product: fibropellin-1-like
Exons: 11
Coding region: 24-1361 (445 amino acids)
Biological process (GO): Notch signaling pathway
Molecular function (GO): calcium ion binding; Notch binding
Source: RefSeq, a predicted model, not a curated record
ACGAACAAUGGUUAUAUCUUUGUAUGAGAUUCACAAAAGUCACAGAUGACUUAUUUUAUUUUUAUCUGAUGUCGGACGUCGACACCUUUGUAGUACCAAAUGAAAGGGUAUUCAAUCCCGCAUCACAACCGAAUGAAAAUGGUGAUGUGUGUAGUACGUUUUGUUCUUACACAGAGCCAAAGCCAAUGAUUCGAACUCUUCGCAAACAAGGCACCACUGAUCUGUUGCCAAAUGACGCAGCUCUGUGUGAACCUUGUGGCGAUUCCUGUAAACAAAAUGUCGACAACUGUGACCCGAAUCCUUGUUUACAUGGUGGUCUUUGCACUCUGUCUAAUGUUAAUCCCAGUUACACUUGUUCUUGUGCUGCAGGAUAUGAAGGGCCCAACUGUGAAACUAAUGUCGACAACUGUGACCCGAAUCCUUGUUUACAUGGUGGUCUUUGCACUCUGUCUAAUGUUAAUCCCAGUUACACUUGUUCUUGUGCUGCAGGAUAUGAAGGGCCCAACUGUGAAACUAAUAUCGACGACUGUACCCCGAAUCCUUGUUUAAAUGGUGGCCAAUGCUCUGACGAUAUUGCCAGUUACACUUGUUCUUGUGCUGCAGGAUAUAAAGGGAACAACUGUGAUCAAAAUAUCGACGACUGUACCCCGAAUCCUUGUUUAAAUGGUGGCCAAUGCUCUGACGAUAUUGCCAGUUACACUUGUUCUUGUGCUGCAGGAUAUAAAGGGAACAACUGUGAUCAAAAUAUCGACGACUGUACCCCGAAUCCUUGUUUAAAUGGUGGCCAAUGCUCUGACGAUAUUGCCAGUUACACUUGUUCUUGUGCUGCAGGAUAUAAAGGGAACAACUGUGAUCAAAAUAUCGACGACUGUACCCCGAAUCCUUGUUUAAAUGGUGGCCAAUGCUCUGACGGUGUUCUAAGUUACACUUGUUCUUGCGUUGCAGGAUAUGGAGGGAAAAACUGUGAUCGAAUUGCUUGUACAGUUCCGGGAAUGGUGCAGUUUGCAACAGAACCUACCGACAAAAGCUUCAAUAAUAUGGAAACGAUAACUUACUCUUGUAUCACAGGAUAUGAAGUCCAAUCUGGUAACCUUGAACGUUCAUGUCAAGCUGAUGGAACAUGGAGUGGACAUCCUCCAGUUUGUAAAAUGACCGUCGACUAUUUUUGUGGUACUCUUUUGGAAAAAUUGGAAAACGAAAAAAACUCCAAGAAAGGAUGGAACGAAAAUUCUGAAGAUAGCUCUGAGAAAGAUACCCGCGGAAAAACCAAAGGCAAAUACUGGAACAGAAAGAAAGGAAGACGAUGUGGUUACUACAAGGCACUCGAAGCUUUGAUAAUAGAAACAUGUCUCCUAUCAUAAUCGCCAGUUUCUGUUGAUCCAAAUUUUAUGUAUAACCUCCUUACCAAUGUUACAUAUAACUUUUCAAAAGCGUUACGAUUGAAAAAGAACUAUGAACAAACCAGACCAUUUAAAAUAUUAUUCUUCAUUGAAAAAUAUUUAUGUAAAUUAGAAAAUUUUAUACAUGAUUACACUUUAUACAUUGUCUAGAUUUGUCUCAAACUACGUCAUCGCAUGUGAAUUACAGGAUACGUCUGAAACAUUCAAAAUUGCACACACAUGAUAGAGAAGCUAAUCCAGAAAAAAAGGAAAGAAAAAAAAAAGCUGACAUAAUUUUUUAACUUCAUUUUCGGCUCUAUUUAUCUCUAAACUAUUCUUAGUUUGGUGGCUAUGAUUGCGGCUUAAU